AAGAAAACCAUACUAAUAAAUCAUCAGAUAACAAUUUUGGAGAAACUUUCAAUCAAAAAACAAAAAUCCUAAAAGUAAAUACGAUUUGACAUUUAUACCGCUUUCUUAUCAACGAUUGCAACAACAGCAAAAAGAAGAAAUUUUCCUUUUUCUACGACGAGAUUAAGUGCAGAUAUCAACAACAAUGGAACCUGAUCACCAAGAAGCGGAAAAAAUCAAUGAAAAACUCAUUGAUAUUUCCGCAAUAACACCAGCAACAAAUAUCGGUUCUUCAUCAACAAACGAACCUGGCGAAUCCGCAAAUUUUUUCGAAUUGGAUUCAAAUUUUUCAAUAAUGAAUAUUAAUGAUGGUAAAAAACAAGAAGAAAAAUUCAUCGAUAAUGAUAACCAAGCAAAAGUGAUGAAUCUUAAUGUUAUUGAUGAAGUUAGUUUGUCAUCAUCAUCAACAACAAAUGAUCCUAAUCAACAAUCAACAAUUACCGAUGAUCCAAAUCCCGACGAUUAUCUAAUUGAACCGGGAAAACAUUCUGAUAAUUUUGUUGAUUUAAAUUUUACAUUAAAUCAAUCAAAAGUUUUGGAUCCCGUAGAAUUGAAACAAACGAAUCCAGCAGCAGUGUUAUUUGAAGAAAAAUCUAACGAUAAUGAUUUGAAAAAAUCACAACAACAAGCCGAUUAUUCAUUAGAAAUCCAAGAUGAUAUAACAAAUAUACUUGAUGAAAAAUUUGAUCUUCUGGAAAUGUCCAAUUCACAAAUAUCGGAUAAUUAUAAUCUGGAUUCGAUGAAUGAAUUACAAAAUGAACAAAUGCCGAUAAUGAUGAUGAAUUCUUCUUCAGUUGAAAUAGCCUCCGAAUCAUUACCAUCGGAAAUAAUGGAUUUACAACCGAAAUCGAUAAAUCAAACUGAUAAUAGCGUUGUUUCAAUGGAUUCCAGUGUUGUUGAACAACAACAACAACAAACAUUUCAAGGAUCAGCAUCUGAUUCAUCUCACGAGUCACAAAAGUCAUUUAUUGAAAAAUUCGAUGAUUCGAAUGUUGCUGAUAUGGAUUUUCCAGCUACCACCGCCACCACCAACAUUACCGAACAACAAAUAAUACCACCGAUUGAAGUAGAUCGUUCUUCAAACAUUUUGGAACAACAGCAGCAACAACCAUCAUCGGUGGCUACUUCAUUUAUAGAAUCAGAAGAUUCCAGAAUUUUACCGGUUCAAUCUUCAAUCGAUCAAUCUUCAUUAAUGGCCGGUGAUUCAAUGAAUUUAUCAUCAACAUUUAAAGUUUCUGAAAUUGUUGAUAUACCACAAGAUUCUAGAACUGAAUUUGUUGAACCUUUAAUUGUUGAUGAAACGAUUGACAGUGGUGAAAAAUUGGUUGAAAAAUUGGUCGAUCCAUUUGAUACGAUGGCAACGACAAUUUCUUCAAACACAGUGCAAUCUUCGGAACAACAACAAAAACCAGUGCCGGAAAAUAAUCCAAAUGUUGAUUCGAAUGAAAUUUCAGUUUCAGAAAAACAAGUUGUUCCUAUGGAUGAUAAUGUUGAAAAUAACUUUGGUGCUGCUUCUACUACAUUCAAUCCUUUACCUGAUAAUAAUGAUAAUUUGCUGUCCGGUGAUGCUUCUACUACCUUAUCAUCAUCAUCAUCAUCGAUGGCAAACAAGCCAGAUAAUUUGGUCGAUGAACAACAACAUUUGGCUACAUCAACAUUGGUUGCAGCUGCUGCUGUUGAAAAGGCAAUAUCAACAGCAGUAUCACAAACAUCGGCGGUGAGCAGCAGCAGUGUUUUAUUGCCCACGUCAGCACCAUCAACAACGAAAAUCUUAUCUUCCGUGGACAAUGCUGACGACGAUGAUGUUGAUGAUGUUGAUGAUGAAAAGCAGGUAGAAAAAUCAAAAGAGAUUUUUGAAAAAUCAGCAAAGUCUACGUCUACUACGUCGAUUAGUAAAAACGACCAAAUCAUCGAUGAUGAUGAUGAUGAUGAUUUUAUUGAAGAAAAACCAGUUACUUUAAAUCGUCUUGAACAACCACAACAACAACAACAAGAAGAAGAAAUUUUCAGUGAACAACUACCACCACCACCACAAUUAGAACCAGAAGAACAGAUAUCGUCGUCUUUGUUGUUGUCGUCAUCAAACGUCUUGUCGGCAAAUAUUGAUGAUCAUCAUCCUUUUGAACCAGAAAAAGAAAUUGAAACAGCAAAAAGUUGUAAACAACAACAACAACCAGAACAACAAGAAUCCGAUUCUUCUGAAUUAAUAUUUCAAGAAUCAUUAUCAUCAGAAUCACCAGCAAUUGAACCGGUGUUUGAACAAAAACAAAAACAACAAGAAAAAUCAUUGAAAAAAGAACAACAAAUCCUUGUUGAAAACGAACAAAAAAUUAUGGGCCGAAAAAAUUUUCGUCAAUAUUCAUCUGAUAAUUCAUCUGCAGCCAAUAAUUUGGAGCCAGAUUGUCUACAGAAUUUUAUUCAAUCAUUAUUUGGACCAUGUGCUGCAGACAUUUUAUAUUGGCGUGAUCCGAAAAAUUCCGGAGCAGUUUUUGGUAUCGGUUUGGUCAUAUUAUUUUCAUUGACCAUAUUUUCGGUCAUAUCGGUUGUUGCUUAUACACUAUUAUUUACACUGUUGGCAACAUUAUCGUUUAGAGUUUAUAAAAAUGUUAUGCAAGCCGUUAAUAAAACUGAUGAUGGUCAUCCAUUCAAAGAAUAUUUGGAAGUAGAUUUAACACCGAACCAAGAACGAGCUCAUGAAAUUGCUGACCAAAUAUUGUCCCAUUUUAAUUGUUUUGUUAAUCGUAUGAGAAGUGUACUGUUGGUUGAAGAUUAUGUUGAAUCAUUCAAGUAUUUGUUUAUGUUUUGGGCAUUAACAUUUAUUGGAUCAUGGUUUAAUGGAAUGACAUUGGUCAUAUUGGCAUAUAUUGGUGCAUUUUCAUUACCAAAAGUUUAUGAAAUGAAUCAAGCUCAAGUUGAUCAUUAUAUUUCAAUGGUUGUUUCAAAAAUUAAUGAAAUUACCGAAAAAAUUCCUUUCUUGAAAAAAGCAACGGCAGCUGUAGCCGAAAAGAAAGAUAAUUGAAGAAAAAAAAAGAUUGAAACCACAACAUCAAAGCAUUUCUGGCCUAUAUUAUUAUCGCUAGAUAACUGAUUAUCAAACAAACACACACAAACAAUUUCAAUUCUCUCACUUUUUUUUCAUUCAUUCUUUCUUCGU
This is a messenger RNA of Dermatophagoides pteronyssinus (European house dust mite), 3193 nucleotides long. RefSeq lists its product as uncharacterized. Gene Ontology annotation, cellular component: axon; endoplasmic reticulum membrane. The record is from RefSeq and is a predicted model, not a curated record. NCBI's taxonomy places the organism in Eukaryota, Metazoa, Arthropoda, Arachnida, Sarcoptiformes, Pyroglyphidae.